This is a messenger RNA of Struthio camelus australis, 765 nucleotides long. The record is from RefSeq and is a predicted model, not a curated record. Lineage: Eukaryota; Metazoa; Chordata; Aves; Struthioniformes; Struthionidae.
AUGGCAAAAGGGGCUCUCACUGCAGUGACUGAAUUCAUCUUGCUGGGAUUUACAGAUAGCUCGAAGACACAGGUUAUCCUCUUUGUAGUGUUUUUGCUCAUCUAUUUGCUGAUUCUGGUGAGAAACCUGGGGGUGAUUAUAUUACUCAAGAUUGAUUCCCAGCUCCACUCUCCCAUGUACUUCUUUCUUAGUAACCUGGCUUUCUUAUAUGUCAGCUGCUCCACUGUUAUUGCUCCAAGGACUCUCAUGACCUUUGCAGCAAAGACCAAAGCCAUUUCAUUCACUGACUGUGCCUUGCAGUUCUUUUUCUUUUGCAUUGCUGCGUCCUGUGAGAGCUGUGAGCUGGGAGUGAUGGCAUAUGACCGGUUCACAGCCAUAGGCAACCCACUGCUUUACCUUGCUUUAAUGUCGAAGGAGUUCUGUGUGUACAUGUAUGGAAGAAUAACCCCAUGCACCAGUACAGACUGGGUGCACCUCUUGGUGCUCGGUUCCUAUAUAACAGGCUUGGUGAAUGCAAUUGUUCAGACUAUAUUUAUAUUUGACUUGUUCUACUAUGAUUCCGACAUCAUCAAUCAUUUCUUCUGUGAUGUGUCCCCACUACAGAAGCACUCUUGCUCUGACACACAUACAACUGCCAUCAUUCACUUCAUUUUCCACUGUCAUUCUAUUGCCCUAUGCGAGGAUCAGCACAAGGAGGUCUGGCAAGUAGGAGAUCGGCUAAUCACCCAUCUGAGCCUGAAUUUCCCUCCAUUGGAGCUAGUCUAA